Molecule: messenger RNA, 3480 nt
Organism: Chilo suppressalis (striped riceborer)
Lineage: Eukaryota; Metazoa; Arthropoda; Insecta; Lepidoptera; Crambidae
Source: the annotation of a GenBank genome assembly
AUCCGAAUUCAUCGACACGCUACAUUUCAAGUGCAUUGUCACGAUAUAUAAAAGGUUAGCGCACACGGAGGCAGCAUACUUAGCGAGUGCGCGUGCGACGCGCUUCCUGAUCGCCAAGGUGAAGUGCGAAUAUCGAUAUCGGUGUCGAAAACAAACACGAAUAACGAGGAAUGAUUUAAAAAUAAAAACUUUGCGAAAAUCCUUUGUACGGCACGCGUGAUCUCAAGUAUAAAAUCUAAAAUCCAAAAUUGUUUGACAACAAAUAGCUUUUCAUUUUAAAUGUGUUUAAAUUAAAGUCCGCAACAAACCAGGUGAAUGACAAAAGGAACUUUUUUUUUUAAGAGAAAAAAUUGCAUUUUUUUUUAAUUUUGAGUGGUUUUGGAGUGAGUGACAAUGGUUGAGAGUGCAGAAAAAGAAAUUGUUCCAAAGCCUGAACGGCCUGUCGGCAUACGGCACCUGAUUGCCUUCCUCCUGUUCCUGGGGACCACGACGUCGUAUGCCACUCGUGUCAGCAUGAGUCUCGGCAUAGUGGCAAUGACCAACCCCAAUGACUACGGACAUCCAGUGUUCGAGUGGGAGAGGAGCGUACAAGACACGAUCUUGUCUUCCUUCUUCUGGGGCUACAUCAUGCUUCAGAUCCCAGCUGGUAUGCUAGCUGGCAGGUUCGGUGGCAAGUUCCUGGUUUUUGGGGCCAUGACCUGCACUGGCAUUGUCAACUUAAUAGUACCACUAGCAGCUGUUCACGGCGGGUGGAUAGCGGUAUGCGCCUGUCGUGUAGCCAUGGGCUUAACUCAAGGUCUCCUGUAUCCAAGUUUGCAUGGGCUACUGGGUCACUGGGCACCAGCUGCCGAACGCAGCCGAUUGGGAACCUUUAUCUAUGCUGGUGCCCAACUCGGUACAAUCAUCGAGAUGAUGACGUCGGGCAUUCUCUCCGCCAGCCGGUGGGGCUGGCCUUCCGUCUUCUACGUAGCCGGCAUUACCUGCUUGGUCUGGUCCGUGCUGUGGCUGAUCUUCGGAGCCUCCAGUCCGAGCACGAGCAAAUGGAUCUCGGACGAGGAGAGGAAAUACAUCGAAGCUAGUGCUGGUUCCGACGAGUUGACCGGCGAUGGUAUGCCGACACCUUGGAAGAGCAUUGUAACUUCUCUUCCGUUCUGGGCUAUCCUGUUCGCUCACUGCGGGCAGAGUCUGGGAUUCUGGACUCUUCUCACGGAGCUGCCUUCAUACAUGAACAAUGUCCUAGAGGUCGACAUUAAAAAUAACGGCCUACUAUCCGCACUGCCUUACAUGUCGAUGUUCAUUCUCAGCUUCGUGUUCAGCUGGCUGGCAGACUUUCUGGUUAACAGGAACAUUAUCACUUUGGUCACGUCCAGAAAGAUAUUCAACACCAUCGCGUUCUGGGGUCCAGCUGCAGCGCUUCUCGUGCUGUCAUACCUGCCUCCCAACAACCUGGCUCUAGCGGUCGUAAUAGUUGCAAUCGCUGUGGGCCUCAACGGUGCACAUUACGUAGGAUUCAUGUUAUCGCAUAUAGACCUGUCGCCAAACUUCGCCAGCACAUUACUGGGUAUCACGAAUGCUUGCGGGACCGUCUUCUCAAUCAUGGCACCGUUGAGUGUCACUGCAGUUGUUAAAGAUGAGAAACUCGCGUCGGAGUGGAGAAAGGUAUUCUUCAUAUCAGUAGCCUUGUACUUCCUGGGCAACCUGUUCUAUAUACUUUUCGUGUCUGGUGACAUCCAAAGUUGGAAUGAGCUACCUUCAACAGGAGAAGUUGAAGGAGGUGUGAAAAAGAAGACUACCAAUGUGACGGUCAGAAGACCCAGUAUCGGUGAACAGAAAUUCUGAUCAUAUCGAUAAAAUGUGCUAAGAACUAGUCAUAAUAUUUAAUUAGGACACCUGUGACAAUUAUGUCUAUCAAUCAGUAAUGGUACCUUGUGCGUAUUUUUUUUUGUAUGCAAUGUAACAAAUUGUUUCCUGGCCUAACUUUUUGUCAAACAGUGAGAUGCUUUCUUAUAUGUAUAUGAAAUUCGUUUUCCGCCUAGGACUUUUAAAAUUAAUAGGUAUAGAUCCAUUUUCCAUGAAAUUUGACUUUCUUUAUCAAUUCAGCAGAAUAAGGUUUACAGGAACUACUGUGUGAAUUGUUUCGAUAUCUAGUAGAAUAAUUAUCAAAAUCCUGGUGUAAGUACAACUUCAAAUAGUGAAAUUUCAAAUUCAUACUGAUUUAUAGAAUAGAAUAGAAAUAAAUUUAUUAGCCUUAAACACAGUCAGAUUUACAUAAAUAAAACAAGACGAAAUAGGCCAACUAGGUCCCUGCCUCAGCUUAAUACUACAGCAACACCAGGGCUGCUGCAGCGCUGAUAAUUCUGGCAGAGCCUAAGGUUGAUGACAGAGAUAAUAAAUAAAUAAUAAAACAACAAUAAUACACAAAAAUAACAACCAUACUAAUAAGUACAUAUCAAAGAGAAAAAAAAUGGAAUGGCUGACAUGACAAGUGCAAAGAUUUAAUAAAAAAAAGAAUGACUAAUCUGUGGGAGGACAGAGUAAGAAAGAAAGAAAGAAAACCAUUUAUUGGUUACACAGCUUAAGUAGGUACAUUAAAAUAAAACAGAAUAUAUCUAUAAAAAAAAAUAACAUAACCACAAAUAAAAACAAGAAAACUAAAUUCAGGUGUUGCUGUGCAGGGCCAACAGGUCGCUGUCUCAGCUAUGCUACUGUGGUAGUACUUUCGCGAUACCACAGCAGCGCUGAUUUUCAGCCAGCGCUUGAGCGAGUACACUGAACCUCAAAAAAAAAUUUAUACUGGCGACAAGAUUUCACUUAUUUAUACUGGCGACAUAAAGUUGUAAAUAAAUUAGAUAGGUCUCCAUUAAAAUGUAGGUAACAGAUAAAAAAAGAUCAUGAAAAUGUUGUUCAUUACCGAAUAAACACAAGACAGAAUGGACAGGAAAGCGAUAUUGAGAGACAAAAACUUGAUGUUGAUCAUGAUAAAGAAAUAAAAAUUAACGUAAUUGUUUACAGUGAUACUCAUAUUUAUAUUGAUUAACUUCAAAACUAUAGUAAGAUAGGAAUGAAAUGGGUAGAUAAUACAAAGUAUUAUUUAUUUUAUCUGAAUCAAAAUAAAAAAGUAACAUUUGGUGUUGUAAAACGAUGACAAUGACGUUAUGAUCGUGAUCUGUCAAAACCAUAGAGAAACGUUUAAAUUCUUUAUAUGCCUUUGAUUAUGUGUGCGUGUGUAGCGACUAGCGUAUCUACCAUAUGUAGUAGAUAUUUUGUGACGCUUCCGUUCAGUUAUUACAGUAUCUACGCAUGUAUAAAAUCAAUAUCUAAUCUUAGAUUAAAACAAAAAGGGUAGAUACGGCACUAGCCUCACAAAAGUGAUCCGCAAGAAUUGUGGUCCACGACCCUAAUCGCUUUAGUCACAACUUGACAUGCAAACGACGUACAUGAGAACGUCAAAAAGAAAUAUUGCUAAUAUUUUGUGUUUAU